Molecule: messenger RNA, 1805 nt
Organism: Arabidopsis lyrata subsp. lyrata
Lineage: Eukaryota; Viridiplantae; Streptophyta; Magnoliopsida; Brassicales; Brassicaceae
Product: pre-mRNA-splicing factor CWC25 homolog
Biological process (GO): mRNA splicing, via spliceosome
Cellular component (GO): U2-type spliceosomal complex
Source: RefSeq, a predicted model, not a curated record
AACAAAAAGAGAAGCAAUCAUGGGGAUGAAAUUUCUGAACAAGAAGGGAUGGCAUACGGGGAGUCUCCGUAACAUCGAGACCGUAUGGAAGGCUGAGCAAAAACAAGAAGCCGAGCAGAAAAAGCUCGAGGAGCUUCGUCUCCAGAUCUUGCAGGAGAGGGAGCGUUCUGAGUUUCGUGCUCUCCAGGAACAAGCCGGUCUCAUCCCGAGACAGGAGAGAUUGGAGUUUCUGUAUGAUUCAGGAUUAGCUGUAGGGAAGGGAAGUGCGAGUGGUUCAGGUGUUUCGUUUCAGAAAGAAGAGCAGCCUUUAGCCAAAGCUGAAGCCGGUAAUAGUGCCAGUGAGAAGCCAGAUCAGUCUGCUCCUGGUGCGCUGUUUGAGGAGAAGGCGCAAUCUGCUAAUGAUUCGUGGAGGAAACUUCACUCUGAUCCUUUGCUUCUCAUCAGGCAGCGUGAGCAGGAAGCUCUUGCCAAAAUCAAGAAUAAUCCUGUCAAAAUGGCUCUUAUUCGCAAAUCGGUAGAAGAAAAAGGAAAGGGUAAAGAUGGAGACACAAAGGAGCACAAGAAAAAGCAUAAGCGUAAAAGUGGAAAGCAUCACAAGCAAUCUUCAUCCAGGCAGCCAUCUGAUUCGGAGGAAGAUUCUGGUGAAGAGUAUAACAGAAGAAAAUCUCACCAUCAGAAAACGUCAGGGACUCAUGGAAGAGAAAGUCAUGAUAGGCACUAUGAGAGACGAAGGUCAGAACUAGAUGAUGAGUUCAAAAGAAGAGAAAGUCAUGGUACGCACUAUGAGAGACGAAUGUCAGAAUUGGAUGAUGAGUCAAAAAGAAGAGAAAGUAGGGAUAAGCACUAUGAGAGACAAAGGUCAGAUUUGGAUGAUGAGUCCAAAAGAAGAGAAAGUCUUGAUAAGCACUAUGAGAGACGAAGGUCGGAUUUGGAUGAUGAGUCCAAAAGAAGAGAAAGUCAAGAUAAGAGACGAAGGUCAGAUAUUGAUGAUGAACCAAAAAGAAGAGAUAGUCAUAGAGAAACUCGGCCGAAUGAGAAAUAUCGGAAUCACUCCCCUAAAGGCGGUGUGGAAAGGGAAAAUCUUAAGAGUUAUGGUCAAGAGGAUAAAAAGAGGAAAACAGAAGAUUUAGACAAUGGAAAGCAUCCCUCAAGGGAGAAUGAAUAUCAGAAUAGACGCCGGAAAGGUGGCUCUAAGCUAUCAGAAGAAGAAAGAGCUGCUAGAUUAAAGCAAAUGCAAAUGGAUGCAGAGGUGCAUGAGGAGCAAAGAUGGAGAAGAUUGAAGAAAGCAGAUGACACUGAUGCAGUGGAAGCAGAUAAGAACAAAGUAACCACGGGCAAAAGCUUUUUGGACGAUGCUAAUAAAAGUGUGUACGGAAUUGAGAAAGGCGGGAGCUCAACAAUUGAAGAAAGUGUUCGUCGCAGAAGCUAUUAUUCACAACGUGGAACUGCAGCUGAAGGCAAUGCGUUUCGUCGCUGAUGAUGCAAAAUAUUGUUGCAGCAAAACACAAUGUGUACUAAGGAUAUCGUUGUGCAUCAAGCUCUUAGGUCUUUGGAUAUGUGAGGACUACGAGGCUUAGGCCCAUUGACAUAGCCCAUUAAGGGGUGGUCCAGUGUUUUAUCCCGGAAUCGAGCGUGGGAUUUGAAUUGUUAGUGUGUAAUCUUAUUCAGUGAGUGGGACGUUGAAAUGAGAUGUAUGAGUCAAUCAAUGAAUACCCGUGACAUGUAGUUAAGCCAUAACACUCCAAGAUUCCCCUUUGUCACCUUUUAAAUAAACCACGAGAUGAAGCCACUCUCUCUUUUGUCUU